GCUAGCUUGACGCGGCUGAGUUUACGCAACAGGCCCACAGGACAUCUACUGCUACGGACUGAGUCCUGCUGGGAUCUCACUCUUGUUUGUUAAGUUCCGACUUUAACGCAUUGUUCAGUGUGUUCUGCAUCUUUCACACAACACCGCCAGAUAAAUGAGUCAGAUCACGUGUCAGCAGAUGAGGGGAAACCUGCUGACUGCAUCGUUUUUCAAUGGAAACACACUAAAAGGUCCUCUUUGUGGAACCUCAGACAUUUUCCAUCAUGCAGUUGGAGGCUCAGCUUCGUCUUUGUCAGAGUUGUCUUUGGUGCUACAAGAGCGGGCUGCGUCUGCUCUCCCAGAGCUACGCACACAGAAAAGCUGUGAAUCACUACGAUCGCCUGGGAGUCAAAUCCAAUGCGUCCUUGGAAGAAAUUAAAAAUGCAUUUUUUGACAAAUCCAAGAAGCUGCACCCAGACAGCGACCCAACCAACCCAGCGCUGCACAGCCAGUUUGUGGAGCUGAACGAGGCCUACCGAGUGCUGAGCAAAGAUCCGAGUAGGAAGGAGUAUGACUUUAAAAUCAGACAUUCAUACGGUGGUGGCCAGGCCUUCAGAUCUGACUCCAGUCACAGCAGCUACAGAGCCAGUACGAAUACCCAGGAGAACUUUCGUUACUGGGAGCAGUUUCGACAGUCUCAAGCACAGGAGAUGACGGCAGAGGAGUGGCAGAGGAGGAGGACGAGAAACUUUCGCCUGGUGGGCUACUGCUUCCUCACCAUAGCACUCAGCAUCGGAGCCCACGUCGUCUUCUUCAGGAAACUGGAAGAAGUUCACAAUAACUUCAUGGACGAGAAGGAUCGAGCCAUCACAGAAAUUUACAAUGAAUCCAAAGAGAAGGCCAAGGUCAACGGUUUUAAGAAACAGACAGAAAUCCUGCGGCGGAAACAUGCCGAGUUUCUGGAGAAAUACAACGUCCGCAAUGAUGGAGACAGCAAGUAGGAGACUCUCCAACUGUGCUCCGAGAUGAUGGAGUCUGAACUGCCAGCAGGUGGAGGGCUGCUGAAUCAAAGUGGUACUUGUUUGUAGGAUUUUAAAGUUUAUUUAUUUAAAGAAACAUGUUGAUGUGUUGGUCCUCAGGUGUGAUGCUGAGGACUUGAAGACACACAGAACAUGGGUGUGAUGUGGGAGGGUUUCAUCUGGUCGUACAUGGGUUUCUUCAUCAGACUGGACCUGGUCUGUUGAAACAUCUAUACUUACGAAUUAAUAUUUGAAGUGAUGUGACGGUCAAAAGGAUCCAGCUACAGCGUGCACACAAAGUUAAGGAUCCAUAAUGAACACAUUUAAACUGCCUCUAAUGAACUCACCGGGAAAUGAUCGCUGUUAGUCUGGCUCACAGACAACAGCGAAUUAACGCCAGAUGACAGUGGAUGAGUUGAUCUACUCAAGACCAAACACACCAGCUGCAUUGCCAAUAAGUUUCUUGCUGAAAGAGACUUUUAUGGAUAUAAAUAAUAUAUUAGUUUGCACACAAGAACAUUUCGGUGAUAUUCUCUAAGGUUUGAUAAGGCUGUUCAGGGGGAGAUUGAGGAGGUCGAAGUGUAACACGUGCAAAGUGAAGCGUUUUGGCAACAAUAGUUUGUCAAGCAAAUUCGUUAAAACAUGCUACAAUGCCUGUUUACUUCCGACAGUUAUGGAUCUUGGAACAUCACCAUCAAACUCCUCAUUGUUCCCUCUGUUGAACCAGGGUGUUACCAUGCAUAAUGAAAGGUCCUCGGUUUAUUAGAAACAGUCAGAGAAGAAGGAGGUCAGUGUUAUGACUCAUAAGGAGUGGUGCUGAGUAAUUUAAAUAUAGUCCCAACUAUUGUAUUACAAAUGAGACUAUGAAAAUGUUCACAUUAAAUGGAAAGAAGUACACUGGUUAUUUCAUCACUUUUAUCCUCUCAGUUUUUCGAUAUAAGAGAUUGUUGCCUUAUCUUUUACUUGAAGGGACGUCGGAGGGAAAUUAUUAAAAGAUAAACUUUUUCUUAUCAAUCAUUACUUCUCUGUGUUUUGUCUCUCAUUCACAUAUUCGGCUCUGGUUUUUGUAAUA
Messenger RNA from Anoplopoma fimbria (sablefish), 2070 nucleotides. It is a transcript of the gene dnajc4, whose product is annotated as DnaJ (Hsp40) homolog, subfamily C, member 4. The record is from RefSeq and is a predicted model, not a curated record. Bases 264 to 980 code for a protein of 238 amino acids. Lineage: Eukaryota; Metazoa; Chordata; Actinopteri; Perciformes; Anoplopomatidae. The transcript has 8 exons.